Molecule: messenger RNA, 1969 nt
Organism: Microstroma glucosiphilum
Lineage: Eukaryota; Fungi; Basidiomycota; Exobasidiomycetes; Microstromatales; Microstromataceae
Product: putative TRP2-anthranilate synthase component I
Exons: 2
Coding region: 160-1806 (548 amino acids)
Biological process (GO): L-tryptophan biosynthetic process
Source: RefSeq, a predicted model, not a curated record
AUCCGAUCCAUCUAAGUCCAGGAACAGAGUCGUAUCACUGCAGCAGCAAAUAGGACCAUGACCAUCAAAGGGGUGAGUAGAGAGAUAAAGGAAGUCAAUAAGACUCCAUCCCCUCGUCCUUUCCUUACGUUGGCUGCUACCAUCUGCCAAUCGUUUGCAAUGACUCACAUGCAACUCUCUGAUUCGUAUCAAUUCCAGCCUGCUCCCAGUCCCUCCCUUGCAGAGGUCACAUCCCUCCUGCUAGGAGGUGAUGGGACCUCAUCGCAAACCUCCAAGGGCAACACCGUCCCAGUCUAUGUCACCAUCCCCGCCGAUCUCAUCACGCCAGUGAUGGCCUACCUUCGUCUCACAAAAGGAGCCCAGAAAGACUGCCGGAGUUUCCUCUGUGAGAGCGUCACAGGUGGAGAGAAGAUCGGACGGUAUUCCUUCGUGGGCGCAAAUCCCUACAAGGUCAUCCGAUCCGGUCCUUUGCCAGGCAUGGAUGUGCAAGGGGACCCGCUUAAGGCCGUAGAGGCCGAGCUGCAGGACAUUCAGUACGUUGCUCUGCCCGAGCUGCCCAAGUUCACUGGAGGAGCGAUGGGAUACCUGGCCUACGACUGUAUCCAACACUUUGAGCCAGUCACAAAGACGACUCUUAAGGACAACCUCGGCAUUCCCGAGUCGGUAUGGAUGUUCUGCGACGAGGUGAUCAUCUUCGACCACAUCUACCAGAACAUCAAGGUCGUCUCUCACGUCGCCCUACCCAGGGCGAGAGCAUCGCAGCAUUCCAAUGGCUCUGCUGCGUCGUCCAGCUCAGCUGCUGCUGCUGCUGCUGCUGCUGCUGCUGCUACGCCCGAGCUUGUCUCCUCGCUCUAUGCUGCUGCAUCGCAGAGGGUCUGGAACCUGCUCUCCGUCAUCACUUCCGACCAUACGCCUUUGCCCUACCAGCCCAAGAUCACUGGCGAUCACGCCGCCGUGUCCAACGUAGGCAAGGCAGGCUACGAAGGCUUUGUCACCGCUCUGCGCAAGCACAUUGUUGCCGGCGAGAUCAUCCAAGCUGUACCUUCGCAGCGUCUAGCCAAGAAGACGGAGCUGCACCCUUUCAAUGUGUACCGGCAUCUCCGGCAGGUCAACCCUUCGCCCUACAUGUUCUACCUGAACGUCGGCGACGACUGCGAGAUCGUUGGUGCCUCCCCUGAGACGUUGUGCAAAGUUGAAGCAAACAAGGUUAGCGUGCAUGCCAUUGCCGGAACAGUCAAGCGUGGCGCUACCGCCGAGGAGGACGAGCGGUUGGGAAAAGAGCUGCAGGGCAGCGACAAGGAUAAGGCGGAGCAUGUGAUGCUGGUUGAUCUGGCGAGGAACGACGUCAGCAGGGUUUGUGACCCGAGGACGACGACAGUGGAGACGUUUAUGCAGAUUGAAAAGUUCAGUCAUGUCAUUCACUUGACGAGCAAGAUUACUGGUAUGCUCAGGGCGGGCAAGAACAGGUUCGACGCCCUUCGCUCCAUCUUCCCAGCAGGCACAGUCUCCGGUGCUCCCAAGAUUCGAGCAAUCGAACUCGUCUCUUCCCUCGAGCAAGAGACUCGCGGCGUCUACGCCGGCGCCGUCGGACACAUCGACUAUGCCUCUAGUGAAAUGGACGUUUGCAUUGCCAUCCGUACCAUGCUCUUUACAAAGGGAACCGCUUACCUACAGGCUGGUGGGGGGAUUGUUUAUGAUAGUGUAGAGGAGGAUGAGUAUAUUGAGACGAUUAACAAGUUGGGAGCCAAUGUAAGGACGUUGCAGAGGGCCGAGGAGUACUACCGACGUUUGCAGGAGCAGGAGUAGGAUUGGGGCGCAAUGCAAUGCCCCAAGGCUAGUCUAGAGUAGUCAAAAUCGCCUUGAACAGCCCCUCUUGUAUAGCUCACCGAGGUAGAGUGAUAUAAUAGAAUGGACACUCCACUCUCACACACAAGUGCCUCGACGUCUACACCAGCGUGACCGUCCAUUC